CAAAGCCCACAUAAAACCCUCCUCUCCCCCACCUCUCUCAAUUCUCAACUGUGAAUCGAUCUCGCAUCAAUUCGAGGAUCUUUGUGAAUGGUUUAGCAGUUGUUAGAUUUAAUAUCUCGAGAUUCAUCUAGGAGGUUCUGAAAGCUCUUGUUGAUGGGUGCUCCGAAGCAGAAAUGGACGGCAGAAGAGGAAUCAGCACUUAAAGCUGGGAUUGCCAAACACGGGACCGGGAAAUGGUGCACAAUAUUGAAAGAUACUGAAUUUAGCCAUAUCUUAUAUUCGAGGUCGAAUGUUGAUCUUAAGGACAAAUGGCGAAACAUUUCUAUACCAUCUGGACGGGGACCUCAAAGAGCUCCUAUGGCGGUGAAAGGUAGUACCCGACAGAUUCUUAAGAAUACGAACAGGCAGAUGGCCCUUGAGAAUGUUGACGAUUACCCUGAUGAGACUAUUGAUGUUAAGCCUCUCGCAGUAUCAGCUGGAUCUCCUCAGAUCAACACUCCUAAGAAAUCAGAGGCAAAGCUAGAGACUCUUAUACUAGAAGCCAUAAUCAACUUGAAGGAGCCAACUGGGUCCAAUAAAACAACUAUUACGAUGUAUAUAGAGAACCAAUAUGUGCCUCCUCCAGAUUUCAAGCAAGCAAUGUCUGGAGAAUUGCAAAGAUUGACUGAAACUGGUAAAUUGAUUAAGGCUAAGCAUAAUUAUAAGGUAGCACUACGUUCAGAUUUUCCCGGAGGAAGAAGCUCCAAGGUUUUACAUGAAGGGAGGCAGAGGGAACCUUCUAGAGAGGAUAAGGCGGGUAUCAAACAUAUUAAAAAAUUUCCCAUUGAUACCAACUUAGAAUGGAUGGAACUUAUGACCGCACAGGAGGCAGCAGCAGCUGCUUCUCAGGCAAUUGCAAAGGCAGAAAUAGCCACGGCUGAAGCUGAAGAAGCAGUGAGACGGGCUGAGUCUGCAGAAGCUGAUUAUGAAGAAUCACAGGCUUUUGCUGAUGCAGUGGCUUUGGCUUUUCCAACAGAAAUGGAAUUAUGAUGAUAUUUGAAGUCGGAUCGGAUUCAUCUACUAUGAUGUCUGGGUUUUAAGAAACAAAGUGGCUGGUCUUUUAGGCCAACUGUAGAUAUGGUUUAGAACAUGUAUAGUCCUUGUGAUGCAGGAUUCUUUUGAGGACUCCGAAUUGGAAGUCACCCUAUUUUUUGAGAUCUUUGAACUUCUUAGUUUUCCUGCUUCACGUUAUCAAGCAAAAGUUCGAGCAGGGCCAUGGGAGGGCUUAUUGAAGCGUAUGAAGCUUUUCAAAGGGUUUAUCUCCUUUCAAAUUUGUAGAAAUCUAUUGGAGUUGGCAAGGAGAAUUUCGGUUCCCUAUCGCCGCUUGGUAUGAAAGGAGAUGAACUUCGCGUAAUUCCUUACUUUCACCUUUAUUUUUUAGUAACAUGUCAUCUAGAUUCUUGGACGCUUUAAAGAGGAAGGAAAUUGAUUUCUUAUUUCUCUUAUACAGGACUUUGAAUACGUUUCCUUGCUAGAAGGAUGAAAUGCAGUUUUGUUGUUUUUUUUUUGGGAAAAUAUAACCCAUUUCUUUUACAGUAGGACGGAGUUUGUUUUGGGUUCGGCUCCUUCGUAUUGUGUUUGUAGUAUGUGGAAAUUGCAACCUCUCUUUGUUGCAAAUGUUAUAUUUUCUUAUUUUCUCUC
Messenger RNA from Asparagus officinalis (garden asparagus), 1680 nucleotides. Its product is annotated as single myb histone 1-like. NCBI's taxonomy places the organism in Eukaryota, Viridiplantae, Streptophyta, Magnoliopsida, Asparagales, Asparagaceae. The transcript has 7 exons. Gene Ontology annotation, biological process: nucleosome assembly. The record is from RefSeq and is a predicted model, not a curated record. Gene Ontology annotation, molecular function: double-stranded telomeric DNA binding. The coding region runs from base 154 to 1029 and encodes 291 amino acids. Gene Ontology annotation, cellular component: nucleosome.